Messenger RNA from Panthera uncia (snow leopard), 6477 nucleotides. It is a transcript of the gene KRABD3, whose product is annotated as KRAB-A domain containing 1. Gene Ontology annotation, biological process: regulation of DNA-templated transcription. The coding region runs from base 259 to 3609 and encodes 1116 amino acids. The transcript is spliced from 17 exons. The record is from RefSeq and is a predicted model, not a curated record. Lineage: Eukaryota; Metazoa; Chordata; Mammalia; Carnivora; Felidae.
UUCGCGCCUGCGCCCAGCGGGCCGCCGAAGCCGGGGGUCUCCGGGCGGAAGUGGGGCCACGUCUCUGGGAGUGGGGGGCGCCGGGCGGCCGGGGCGUCCCCAGCGUCGCCUCUCGCCCACUGCCCGAGACCACCAGCCCCGCCUCCAUCCGCGUUGGCCUCGGUCGCCGCUGUCGCCGAGGGUCGCGGCACAGUCUGCGGGCGGGGAGGGGGCGCCGCGGGCCGCGCCGGAAGCUGAGAGCGGAGGUCGAGUCCCGGAAUGGCGCGCCAGGUGUCCGUGGCCUUCCAGGACCUGGCGGUGCGCUUCUCAGAGGACGAGUGGCAGCUGCUGGGGGAGGGGCAGAGGGCGCUGUACCAGGACGUGAUGCGGGAGAACUACGAGACGCUGCUGUCCCUGGGGACAGCUGAGCUGCUCCCCCUCUCUGCCUUCCUGUCUCCUUCGGAGCCUGCUGGAACCAUGGAAGACAGGAGCUACGCUGGUGAGGGGCAGGAGCCUCCCCAGGGAGAAGGCCCCCUGGGAGGAGCGCCCCCGCACAGCCUGCACCUCACGGCCCUGGUGCAGCUGGUGAAGGAGAUUCCAGAGUUCCUGUUUGGGGAGGUCAACCCCGAGAGCGAGAGCGGGGGAGCCGGCCUGGACGGGGAGCGGGCCAGCCCCGAGGCAGCUGUGACCGUGGAGACAUGCCCUCUCCGAGGCCUGCUCAGCUGCCUUCCAGACGCGUCUACUGGCUGGCCCAGCCUGGCCACCACGUCUAGUAGCAGCUCAUCGUCCAGCGGCCUUCCUGGAGCCGGGGGACAGGGCAGUCCCCUCCCCAUCAACACUGCCGACAAACCAAGAUCUACAGAGAAGGAAGGCCCCGAAGCCCCAGGUGGGGAGCCCAGCCCUCCCACCUGUAGCCCCAGCAGGAAGAAGGGUCACCGGAAACAGGAGAGAGGGCCCGUGGGUACAGGUGCCGUGGGAAUCUCUCCUGGGAGCAGCCCCUUGCAAGGCCUUAUCAACUGCCUGAAGGAGAUCCUUGUGCCUGGGCCCCAGCACCCUGAGGUGUCCCCACGCUCACUGCCUCCUGUCCCCGGCCGGGACGCCUCUCGGCUAACCAGAGCAGAGCUGGGGCCUGGGAGCCCGCCCUGGGGAGUGAAGGCAGAGGCAGCUUCCGGGGACUGUCCCCUCCAGGGUCUGCUGAACUGUCUGAAGGAGAUCCCCGAAACCCCGCACGGGCGUCCCAGCCCCUCGGGCGUGCAGGAGGAUCCAGGGGCCUACGGGAGGUGUUCUGGAGGGCCCAGGCCCCCCCAGACCCCUCCUCCCGGCCCUGGUCCAGGAGCUGGCGGCGUGCCCCCUGUGGUGAAGACAGAGGACAGCCGGGCCCAGAGCCCCCCAGUGCCUGCGUCCUGUCAGCCCGGCAAAUGGACCCACAGCCCCUCUGCCACCAGCAGCCAGGGGAGCAGUAGAGACACCAGAGCGGUCCAGGUGCCCAGCUGGGGCCCCGUAGCUCAAGCCGGCAGUGCCUCGAGCUCGCCCCUGGAAGCCCUGGAGGCCUGUCUGAAGGGCAUUCCCCUGAGUGGGUCGUUACCUCCCCAGCCGCCGGCCACCUCUGGGUUCCGGAGCCCUCAGCCGGGAGAUCCCGGGUCUCAGAGGCCCGAGCUGCAGCCCCGAAGAUCACACAGUGAAGAGGUGGCUAUGGGGCCUCUUCUGGCUCUGAGUCUGCAGGGCUAUGUGAGAGGCAGCCCUGCCCUCCCCUCAGGUCCCCACAGCACCCCUACCAGCUUCUCCUCAUCCAGCAGCACCGAUGGGGACCUGGAUUUCCAGAGCCCAGGGGGCAGCCAGGGGCGUCAGCCUGGAAAAGGAAGCCCAGUGGGAAGCUCCCCACUCCAGGGCCUGGAGAACUGUCUCAGAGAGAUACCUGUACCCAGGCCACAGUCAGCCUCGUCCUGGUCCUCAGCGGGGGACAGGGGGCCACAGAGAGCGGAGCCCAAGAACUGGACAGCAGAUAAGGAAGGACUGAGGGGCGAGGCCUGUGAGCCAGUCCACCUGGGACAGAGCCAGGGGGAAACACCCACCAGGAGCUUCCGGCUGACCAGCCCACAGGCGCUGACCUCUAGCAGCGUCCCCAUCUGUUACCAGCGAGGACUCAAAGACCACGGGGCCACCAGGCCGGGACCGUGGCGGUGGCUCCAAGAUGGGGCAGCCACGAAGCCCUCCCCACUCCAUUGCCUGGAGAACUCCCUGAAGGGGAUCUUGCCCGGGAGGCCCUUGCACUUUGCCUGCUUGGCAGGCCCCGGCCCCGGCUCCGGCCCCGGCUCCGGCUCCAGCCCGGGCCUCAGCCCCAGCCCUGGCUCCGGCUCCAGCUCCAGCCUCAGCAGCUCGGAGGGAGAAGAGCUGUGGCAGCUGCUUCCACAGGAGAGGGACCGCCUUCCGAGCUGCAGGGGUCCUGGCCCCCUGUCCCCACGCCCCGGCGGCGCCCCUACAGGCGGCAGCCUGGGUGAAGGCCCACGGAGAGCAGAGCCCGGGGCCCCCUACGGCCUCCAUGCAGGGGCCGCUGUGAACCCCUGCCCUGCCCCUCAGCUGGAGAAAAGGCCCGGGCCGGGGCCCUGCCAGCCCCUUGGAUCGCCCCAUGGGCCCCUGUCUUGGAAGCCCAGGGUCAGUGAAGAAUCCAGGGGCCUGGGGCCUGCAAAUGGAAGACCAAGUGUUGCAGCCAGGACCCAGGGCAAGCCACUUCCCAGAGGCCUGCCUGAGCCACCCCCUGUGGCCGCCAUCCCUCCGGCUUUGCCGCAGACGCCCCCACAGCCGUGCCCCUGCGGAAGUUCUCUGCAGCAGGAACUCCGCGGCCUCGGUGCCGCCCUCUCGGAGAAGCUGGAUCGGCUCGCCGCCGCCCUGGCGGGCCUGUCUCAGGAAGUAGCCACUAUGAGGACGCAGGUGGAUCGGCUAGGGAGGCGCCCUCGGGGCCCUGGGCCAAAGUGCCAGGCUUCCUGGCCGUGGGCCCUCUCCCGGGGACCUCGCUGGGCCAGUGGCCCUGCUCACAGACACCUGCCCUACGGGAGACAGAAGGGCCCCGCCAGGCCGAAACCAAAGAUCCUGCGUGGCCAGGUGGAAGGCUGCAGGGCUGGUGACGCCUCAGGCCUCUCCUGCAGAAGAUUCCGCCCGGUUCCUCAGCUGCCUCCAGACGCCCCCACGGCAGAACCUUCUGGCCCCGACUGCAGCCCUUCCCAGCAGCCCCUGUCCUCAGCAUGCAGCUGCCACACCGUGGUGACCGCGCAUGCCCCCCUCGGACACGCCGGGGGUCUGCAGAGUGCCCCCAGCUCCUCAGUGCCUACCGCCGGACCCCCGCAGGUGGCUUGUCCUACCGCCAGUGUGGACGCCGAGCCGCUGUGUGUGGCAGCCCUGCCUCCUGGGACCCGGGGCCGGCCCAAGGACCCCAGCAGCCUGAUGGUGGGGGUCCAGAGGGCCCUCGGGGAGGAACUGUGGGGUGGGGGGUGUAGGGCCCUGAGGUGGGGGGCCCCUAGCCACCUUCAUCAGCUCAGCCCUGCCGAAGGCAGCUCGACCCUGGCCACUUCCCCCAGGUGCCGUCCCGCCCCCUCAUCCUGCUCCAGCCCAGCCUUCCCCGCCUCUGGACCGUGAAGGGGCUGGGAGCUCGGCCCUUGACCCCACUGCCCUCCGACUCCGGGAUGCUGCUUGCUCAGGGAGGCCGCUGUCUGGGGUGCGUUUCUCAGCCACGCCCCUGGCCUCCUUGGCUCAGGUUCAUUCAGGUGUUGCUUCCCCGUCUUGUCCUUCCCGCUGGAUCUGUCGUGGCACGCAGGUGGGAGGCGCGCCUGCCCGGGGCGGCUGAGCAGCUGCAGCGGGACCACGAGAGCCCCUCUUCCUGGCACCUGCCCUUCCUGAUCUCGGCACGAAGUGGGGCUUGGCUCUUGCUUUCCUGGUAAAUAAGGGCAUCGGUUUCCUUUGGAGAGAAGCCCCACUGUUUCAGCUGGAUUUGCCCAUGUGGAGUCUGAUGUUAGAGAAGUGGGGUGCUGAGGGAAAGGCCCUGGGCUCCUGCCAUCGGUUAUGGUACCAGCACGAGUACCCAGUCGGCUCAGCUCCUGCCUCUCCACGCUUCCAGAGAAGUCGGCAAUCUCCCAGAAGGCUGGGAAAGUCAGCCGCAGAAUGGAAUUCGCACACUACUCCUUUGAAGAGUGGCUCCUGUUCACCAGGCAGCUCAAACAACAGACGUUUACCCUUGAGAGUGUGGAGGACAGAGUCCAAGGUCGGGGUGUGGCCGAGGCACCGAGGCAGCAAGGAGGGUCGGCCUCGGGGCUCUCUCCUGGCCUGUCCGUGGUCAUCUUCAUGUUCACGUGGCUUUCUCCCUGGGCACAGAUCUCCAGAUUUCCCCUUCGUGUGAGGGGGCAUUUGCGCAGGACCAGACCACCCGAGUGCCCUCACUGUGGAUCACCUCUUUAAAAUCCCGUCUCCAAAUAAGGUCACGUUCUUAGGUAUUGGGAGUUAAGACAUCAACACCAAUUUGGGGGCACAUUUCAAACCAUAACGUAUGAUGGACUGAGUUAGUCUUCUCGAGUUUGUGUUGGGAAGAAGAGAGCUCCUGCUCUGGGCCCACCUCCUCAGGUGGCACUCGGUUAUAUACUGGGAGGCUUGCGUGUCACCUGCCUCCUGUCCUUCCCCAGGGUCAGAUAUUUUGCCCUAGCCUUAUGUUCCCACUUUAGUCCUUACUAGAUGUGAAGAAUUUUCGGGAACUGUGUGUGUAUACUUGAUGCCCAGGAAGGGCCGCCAAGCAUGGCCUGGCAUGGUUCGCUCUGCUGCCAGGACCAAGGCCCUCGAUGGUGGCACAAGCGAUGCCUCGUGCCUGAUCAGGGACACAGCACGCUGGGGACACACACAGGGCCUGGCCUGUUCCCUUGGCUGCCCCUACAGACGCAGCAGGCUGCUGAUGUGGGACCGAAGGGGGAGGGCCUGGGGCUGACAGACACCCUGGUGGGGUGGGGUGGGGUGGGGUCGGGCGGGGAGGCAGGGAAGCGUUAAAUGUUUUCAGGACGGGAAUGAGUCCCAAGGUGACCGUCUCAGAAGCCAACGUCUGUCAGAUCAUGUAAAUAGGAUGUUUGGAGUAGGCAGUCUCUUCACAUGUAGCCAUACUUGGUAAGAGAACACGGAACGGAAAAGUUCUAGGCUUUCCACUCAAAGACCUCAGGAAGAUGAGUCUUUUUCGGGCUGCGGUGGGCAAUGCGGGGCACGGCUCAGAGCCAAUGGAAACGGUAGGACAGGGAUGAGGGGAGAGGGUCAGGGGGUGCGGUCAGGAGGAGGAGAGUUCUGUGCUCCCCUGCUCGGCCCUCCCUCUGUCCUGCCCACCGGCCUCCAGUCCCCUGGCCCCUUUCUCGGCGGCAGCCGUGGAGGUGGUCUGCACCCACCUCUGUACGGCAUUUUAAGGUUUUGUUUUGUGGACUCUACCAGUGUCAGCCGUCACACAGACCCUGCAUAGCAGGCACGAAGGAACAGACAAGCUCAGAGGUCGUGAACGACCUUGGAUUUGCACUGCCUGUCCUUGGCGGAUCCUGCAAGAGCACUGCACCCUGGCGAUGCCCGCACCCUCCACCGCAGGGGGACACGUUCCAGCCUUCACCUGCGCCGCAGACAAGGACGCUCAGGGCCAGCCCAGUCUCCGCGGUCCAGAUCCAAUCCAGCCAUACAGGAAGUUCAAGGCUUUUUAAUUUUAUUUAUAUUUGAGAGAACGAGACAGUGUGUGAGUGGGAGAGGGUGCAGAGAGAGACAGAAUCCAAAACAGGCUCCAGGCUCCGGGCCGUCAUCCCAGAGCCCGACGCGGGGCUUGAACUCACGAGCCUCGAGAUCAUGACCUGAGGUGAAGUCGGACGCCCAACCGACUGAGCCACCCAGGCGCCCCAAGCUUUUUUUUUUUUUUUUUUUUUUUUUUUUUUAAGAAUGUGGAAAAUGAGUAAUAAAAUGAAUGAUAAGAAACUGCCUGAUUUGUGUGUUCAUCCCACAGGUCCGCCGCCCCACGAGCACAAAACCCUUCUGCAGUUGUUCCCCAAAAAACCUAGGAUCAGAUUUUGGUGAAAAAUCUGUGUGCACUUCAGCACAUGUGUGUCUCCUUUGCCCACUGCAUGGAGAAAUGUGGUCUCUGGCAAAAAGGAACUGAGAGGACUUUUUGAACUCCGGGAUUCCAGGGAUCUGGCGAGGGCGGGGGGCGGGGGGAGACAGAGAAGAAUCUAGUUCUGCCUGCCCCCCACCAUGAGAAGUAGGCUGGCGGAUGGCUCCUGGCUGACCUGAGUGCAAACAAGUCCACUGCCACACAGAAUAUUCCAGAGAACACGCUUUUUGCCUCCUUUUAUGAGACUAACAAUCUUGAAACCAAAACUUGAGGACAGUACGAGAGAAAAUCACAAGCUAACCUAGAGAAGUGUACAUAGAAGCAAAAAUUCUAAAAAAAAAAAAAGUUUAUCAAACUAGCAAAUUAUAAAAAGAAUAAAAUAUCAUGACCCGUAG